Messenger RNA from Papaver somniferum (opium poppy), 3723 nucleotides. Its product is annotated as glutamate receptor 3.7-like. Gene Ontology annotation, molecular function: glutamate-gated receptor activity. The coding region runs from base 662 to 3427 and encodes 921 amino acids. The record is from RefSeq and is a predicted model, not a curated record. Gene Ontology annotation, cellular component: plasma membrane. NCBI's taxonomy places the organism in Eukaryota, Viridiplantae, Streptophyta, Magnoliopsida, Ranunculales, Papaveraceae. The transcript has 6 exons.
ACCCACAAAAUGCGAGUAUAUAUUUUUUAUAUUCUUCUUCUCGCUUUAAUUAAAAAAAUUGUUUGAAUGUGAAGCCGUGACUCGUGAACUGUUAGAAGAGAACCCAAAAUCUUUAAGCUUGUAAGGUCUCCCAACAGCCAAGAGUCUAAAAACGCAGAAUAACUUCCGAUGCCUCCUUUUCUUUGAAAACUAAAACUUCAUCAACAUUUAUAUGCUUCAUUCCCUCUCUCUUUUCUUUCUUCCAUUAAAGAGCUUGCUGAACUCAAACUUGAUUAUUUUUUCCUUCAAGUAUAAAACAAGAAUAUUUUUCUGCUUUUUGGAGUUUGCAGAGCUUCAGUGGGGGCUACUUCUUGCUAAUCUUGUUGAAGCAUAGUUCACCCAAGUACUUAAUUUUUUGUAUUUUAUUAGAAAAAGUAAGUCCUUUGAUGGGUUACUUUUGUUUUGAUGCCCUCAAAUUUUUUUUUCUAAACCGAAGAUGUACAGUUUCUUGAUCCCAUUUCAAUAGUCUCCAAGUUUUUCUAGUCCUUUUGGUACCCAAAAUAUCUCUCAUUUGGGCAUUCUAUCAAACAAUUUACGGUUCAAGGGAAUCAAAUAAUCUCAUUUGUGAAGAAAUUGGGUAAAUGGGUUGGAGAAAAUAAUUUGUUAUUUGAAAUAUCCGACCAUGAAAUUCAUGGGAAAUGGUGUUUUCGUUUCAGUUAUCAUUUUGGUUUUUUUCCAACUUAAUGGGAAUGUAAAGUGCCAAACAACCACUGCUGUGAAUGUUGGGGCACUUUUUACAUUUGAUUCAGUGAUUGGUAGAGUUGCAAAGGUAGCUAUUGAAGCUGCAGUAGCUGAUGUCAAUGCAGAUCCUAGCAUUCUGAAAAGAACCAAAUUGAAUUUCAUAAUGCAAGAUACUAAUUGCAGUGUCUUUUUGGGCUCAAUGGCAGCCUUUCAGCUACUUGAGAGAGAUGUAGUGGCUGUAAUUGGCCCACAAUCCUCUUCAGUAGCUCAUAUGAUAUCUUUCAUUGCCAAUGGACUACAAGUUCCUCUUAUCUCAUUUGCUGCAACUGAUGCAACUCUUUCUGCCCUUCAGUUCCCGUUCUUUCUUCGCACAACUUUAAGUGAUUCACACCAGAUGGCUGCAAUGGCUGAUGUGAUUGACUACUAUAAUUGGCAUGAGGUUGUUGCUGUAUUUGUUGAUGAUGAUCAUGGACGAAAUGGGAUAUCGCUCUUGGAUUCUCAACUUGCAAAAAGAACAUCAAAAUUGUCUCAUAAAUUAGCUCUCCCUCAUGGUGCAAAUGCUAGUGUUAUUUCUGAUUUGCUCGAUAAAUCUAGGGAAAUAGGGGUCCGGGUUUAUGUAGUUCAUGUUAAUCCUGAUUCAGGUCUUGAAGUAUUCUCAAUAGCAAAACAAUUACAGAUGAUGACAAGUGAUUAUGUUUGGCUUGCCACAGAUUGGUUGUCUACUAACUUAGAUUCAUCACCAACUGUGGACCCUAAUUUACUGCAAACCCUUCAAGGGGUUGUUGGGCUUCGACAGCAUACACCAGAGUCUAGCAUGAAGAAGGCAUUUUAUACACGGUGGAGAGGUUUACAGAAAAACGGACGUGUAUUUUCCAGUUUGAAUGCUUAUGGACUAUAUGCUUAUGAUACAGUAUGGACAGUUGCUCGUGGUAUUGAUGAAUUCUUGAAGGAACAUGGAAAUCUCACAUUUUCUUUUAGUAAAAGGUUACCAAAUAUGAAUGACUCAACAGUGCAGUUGGAAAAGCUCAAAAUCUUUGAUGGCGGGAGAAUUCUGGUUAACAAAUUACUAGAGACUAAUUUCACUGGUUUAACAGGUCAAGUUGGAUUUGAUUCGAACAGAAAUCUUGUCAACAGUUCUUAUGAUGUUAUUAAUAUUGAUCAGGUGUCAAUUCAUAGGAUUGGUUACUGGUCUCGUAAUUCAGGACUUUCAGUUGUACCCCCUGAAAAAUUAACCAGGGAGCAACAGAUUAAGUCACGCGUGGAUCAGAAACUUAAUAACGCUACAUGGCCUGGUGGUAAGACAGAAAAGCCACGUGGUUGGGUGAUUGCAAGUAAUGAAAAGCCACUGAGAGUUGGGGUGCCUAAUAGGGUCAGUUUCCCCGACUUUGUUACAGAAGAUCAAGACACCCAUGAAGUGAAGGGAUACUGUAUUGAUGUGUUUAAUGCAGCUCUGAAUCUAAUUGCGUACGAAGUUCCAUAUAAAUUCCAGGUUUUUGGGGAUGGGAGGUUGAAUCCUGAUUAUGACGAGCUUGUUAAAAUGGUUUCAGAUGAUGUGAUUGAUGCUGCUAUUGGAGACAUUACCAUUGUUACAAACAGGACAAGGUUUGCUGAUUUUACUCAGCCUUAUGCUGCUAAUGGACUUGUAAUAGUGGUUCCCAUUAAAAAUAUGAAAUCAAGUGCUUGGGUAUACCUUAAGCCAUUCACUGCGGAAAUGUGGUGCGUCACUGCUGGUUUUUUCCUUUUAAUCGGUGUGGUCAUUUGGAUUCUUGAGCAUCGGAUCAAUGACGAUUUCCGGGGUUCACCCAGGCGUCAGGUUAUAACCAUGCUAUUGUUUAGCUUUUCAACUUUAUUUAAGACAAACCAAGAAGAUACAGUGAGCACACUUGGACGGAUGGUAAUGAUGGUGUGGCUUUUUCUAUUGAUGGUAAUCACGUCAAGUUACACUGCAAGCUUGACUUCAAUACUUACAGUCCAGCAGUUAUCGUCACCAAUCACGGGAAUCGACAGCUUGAUCACAAGCAAUCAGCCGAUUGGGCUUCCAGGGGGUUCAUUUGUUCACAAGUAUCUGACUGACAGUCUGAAUAUAUACGAGGGAAGACUAGUUUCUCUGGAGGACACGGAUGACUAUGCAAGGGCAUUGCAGCGUGGGCCUGAUGACGGAGGUGUAGCUGCUAUCGUGGAUGAGCUUCCAUACAUAGAGGAGUUUCUGUCUCAGCAUACAGAUUUUGGUAUCGCUGGACACAUGUUUACUAAGAGUGGAUGGGGAUUUGCUUUCAAGAAAGGAUCUCCUCUCGCCGUUGACAUGUCUACAGCGAUAUUAAGGCUUUCAGAAAACGGAGAUCUCCAAAAGAUCAACGAGAAAUGGUUCUGUAGGACUGGCUGUUUAUUGCGGAAAGGACGGCGAUCCGAACCUAAUCAACUUCAUCUAGUAAGUUUCUGGGGUUUGUUUCUUCUAUGUGCCAUCUUCACCAUCACCUGCUUGUUGAUAUUUCUUUUCCGAAUGGUUCGACAAUAUGUUCAAUACAAGAGAAAGCGGAGGCAACUGUUAGCAAUUUCAUCCUCUGAUCAAACACCACAUAGUACGAGUGGCUUGUCUAGAGUUGUUUAUAACUUCUUUGAUUUCAUUGAUGAAAAGGAAGAAGCUAUCAAGAAAAUGUUUAAACCGUCUAUAAAUCCGCAUCCACCAACUAACGAUGAAAUCAGAUAAACUGCAUUAUACAAAACGAGCAAGGAGGAUAAAUUUUUUCAGUUAUGAACAAGGAAUGGAGCAUGUAAAUAUUCCUUCUGGCCAACAUUUUUAAGAGUUGUGUGUAACUCUUCUCCUAGAAAUAUUACAAAAUUAGUUGUCUAACACUCAGAAAUGUACUGCACUAAACUCUUGAGUAACGACGAUAAAGUCAAGUUACAAGUUUAAACCAUGCAACAUUCAUAUUGGUUUUGAUGAGGUAUGAUUUUAGACCCAUCAAACUAUUUCUUCAAAUAAACACUUUUCCUUUACAUUUU